This is a messenger RNA of Penicillium digitatum Pd1, 381 nucleotides long. Its product is annotated as Flavin-containing monooxygenase-like. The record is from RefSeq and is a predicted model, not a curated record. Lineage: Eukaryota; Fungi; Ascomycota; Eurotiomycetes; Eurotiales; Aspergillaceae.
AUGACGAAGAAAAUUGCCGACACUGGAAAGGAGACCCCAGACGGACUCCGUCGGGCUGGCUUUGAACCUACUUUCGGGAUAGAUGGGGCUGGUAUUGCGCGUGCAUACUUGACCCAUGGCGGGGGUUACUAUCUCGACGUUGGAUGCAGUCAGCUUAUCAUCGAUGGCAAGAUCAAGGUCAACCACAACCCGGGUGAGACCAAAGGCUCUGGGAAAUGCGAGCUUCUUUUGGCGAACGGCAAAUCCCUACCAGCGGAUGUUGUUGUCCUAGCCACCGGAUACGAUAACAUACGCACGACAGCGAGGAAAGUCGUGGGUCCCGACGUUUGGGAUCUGAAUGCAGAGGGAGAGAUUCAAGCGGUGAGUUUCCAUUAUCAGUGA